This is a messenger RNA of Megalobrama amblycephala (Wuchang bream), 4038 nucleotides long. RefSeq lists its product as uncharacterized. Gene Ontology annotation, cellular component: cytosol. The transcript is spliced from 10 exons. Gene Ontology annotation, biological process: defense response to virus; regulation of apoptotic process. Bases 138 to 3290 code for a protein of 1050 amino acids. Gene Ontology annotation, molecular function: protein binding. NCBI's taxonomy places the organism in Eukaryota, Metazoa, Chordata, Actinopteri, Cypriniformes, Xenocyprididae. The record is from RefSeq and is a predicted model, not a curated record.
CACCUGUCAUGUUUACAGGUUUAAUCUCACUAGCCCUAAACUAAAGAAGCUUCAAACUUAUUUGAUAACCCCUCUACCAAAACGUCCUGCUCCAUUGGUAUUUUCAUGAUUUGAUUCUUACUGAAGAUGGGCACAAAAUGAGUCUUGAAGGUUAUUUAAAAACCCAACUGCUUCAGCAGGAGUGCCAUUUUACUUGGUCUCUGAGAGAAGAAGAAGACUUUUUUCUCUGUGAUUUACUGAAUCGUCUGGAGGAACAGAUUCAGUUGGAAUCUAACGAGGCGAGAGUAACACGAGCUUACAGCAGCUUUGGAUUUGUUCAGUAUCUCUAUGGCAAUCAGAAAGAAGCUCUCGCAAAUCUGCAGAAAUCAGUGCAGCUCGCAGAGGAACACUACAAAGACAGUGAUGAAGUUCUUAUUGUUACCUAUGGAGACCUUGCCUGGCUGCAUUAUCAUAUGAAUGAUUUUUCUACAUGUCAAGAGUAUUUGAGACAGCUAGAGAGGAUCCAUAGGAAAUUUUCUGAAGGAUUCACUCAUACUGUGGAGGUACUCAGAGAAAAGGGUUGGGUUUUUCUUAAAUUCUCUCACAAAUACUCCAAUGCGGCAAAGGAAUGCUUUAGACAGGCUCUUGAACUGAACCCUGAUGACAGUGAUUUAAAUACAGGCUAUGCUAUUGCCCUGUACCGCACGACCAAUGAGACCUCUGACCCUUCAGACUCGCCAACAAUAAAACAGCUCAGAAGAGCCAUAGAGCUGAAUCCAGAUGAUGCUGUUCUAUUAGUGUUGCUAGCUCUGAGAAUGCUGCAUGACAGAGAUGAUAAAAAGAUGCUCGAUACUGCAUGGAAGAUGGUGAUUAUGGCGCUGGUGAAGUCCCCUGAAAAUCCACAUGUCAUAAGAUAUGCAGCAAAAUUUUGCCGGCAAUUAGGAAACAUGGACGCUGCCAUUGCUCUACUGAAAGAAGCCCUGCAGUCUACUCCAAGCUCAGCCUUUAUACACCAUCAGUUGGCUUUGUGUUACAGAAACAAAAAAAUAUUCCUGAAAAAGAAAUAUAGGAAACCUGGUAAAACAGAGUUUGAUGUUGAAGAGUCAUAUGAAAUACAGCAAUACCUGCAAAAGUGCAUCUAUCAUCUGGACAGGGCGAUUUCCCUAAAGCCCUCUUUCAUUAUUGCCAUGGCAGAAUUAGCACUGCAUUACGGACAACUUGGUACAACUUGGUACUUCAAAGCUGAGAGUCUUUUUGAAGAAGCAUUUAAAUUGGCUAAUAAGGAAAAGCAACACCUGCAGGCAGUUCAUUCCUUGUAUGGCCAAUACCAGCUCUACAGCAAAAGUUCUGAACAACUGUCCAUCUAUCAUUUCAUGCAAGGUCUGAGGUUGCAGCCAAAAUCAGACGAAGGCAAGUUUUGUGAGGAGAACCUAAACAAGGUGAUUGAACAUCGUAUUGGAAGGGUGAAAACCCCGGAUGUCAGCAAGGUGUGUGCUGUACAAGGAUUCAUUCAUGAAGUGAAGGGUGAAAAACUCAAGGCUGAAGAGUUUUAUGAGAGAGCCCUAACAAAAGGGCUUGAUUUCGGUGAAAGCUGUCUUCUUACAGAGAUGAGGAUUUGGCUCAUGAGUUUCAGUGAAACAGAAAAAUCCAUUUUAAACCUGAUUUUUGAUGGAGGAAGUUAUGAUGAAGAUGGCAGUGGUAGGCUUAAGAUUUUCAAAGGUUCAAUGAACAAGAAGAUUGUGCACUUGGUUGAUAUUGAUAUUUGUAAUGCCAAGAGGAUUCUUAGAUGGGAAAAGCUGGCUCCUGGGCCUCAUGCCAUUCUGCUUGCAUUUACUCUGCAUGAAGGCCAAUUCACAGACCAGACCAAAGAGAUUCUUGAAAAGUUAGAGUUUCUUGGAGAGAAGUUUUGGAAUCACGUCAUUGUAGUAUUUACAGAGGGAGAGUGUCGUAUAAACAAAUAUACUGGAGCUCAGAGAAGUGUAUUGGAGUGGAUUCAUGAAAAAUGUGGACACAAAACAUACAUCUGUGGCUCUGAACCAGAACCUACAGAAAGGAGAGAGCUUUCAGAGAGGAUACAGAGAAUGAUUUGGGGAAAUAAUUCAAUGCAUCUGGUAUUACCAGAAAUUUCAGAUGGAGAUUCUCAGUCCCCUUCAGACAUUUUAAGGAAGCUAGAUGUAAAAGAUUACUUGUUCACUCCCGAGGUUAUCUUUCAGGAGGGGCAAAGUAAAUACAGGUUACAGAGCAGCCAUGCAGGCUGGUUCUAUUGUGAGUUUACAAAGCUUGGUUUUAACAUGAAGGGUGAAGGGGAGGUGCUGUACAGCACUGUUCUUCAGGACAAUGACUGUCCAGUCCCUGCCAACCAUUACCAAGCAGGACCCCUGUAUGAUAUCAAAUGUGUUCAGGGUGAGCUGUCUCAUCUCAGUCUACCUCACUGUGAGACCUCCAUCGAGGAUGCCUACUACUUCAUGUCAGUUAUACAUUACACUGAUCAGAUUGUUGAUAUUCUGAAACCUCAGAAUAUCACGAGAACACAUGUUUCAGUGAGCAUCCCAGGAACGUCAACAUUUUUUAUUUCCAAAAUACAAAACUGGUUUAUGGGUGAUUGGUCUAAGACAUAUGGGCAAGUGAUGCUGUUCUACUUAAAGGAAACACAUAGGCUGCAUGUGUUUCUACAACCACGCAAUGUGGACCCCAGAGAAGUGAGAAAAUGUAAUAAAGAUUAUACACUAAUCCAGUCAGCUUGUGAAUGCAUGCUCACAUAUAACUGUGAGUACAGCAUGUCCUGUGAUCCUGUGGAGGAACAUGAACUUUCAGAGAGGCCAGUAUCAAUGAUACAACCGCAGGUCACAAAACUUCGCUGUGCAAAGCAGUGGAAACAUUACUAUCCAACAUUUGAUAUAAAGUUACCAAAUGGUGUGAUGAAUGUGGGAUUACGCCUCAAAAAGAAAAAACCCAAGAAAGUAGAGGUUAAAGUUGAAUGGAGUCUUGACAUAGCACUGGCUGACUAUAUAGUAGAAAACAGCAGACUGAACCUAUCAACCGAUGAGCAGUGUGUAUCCUUUCUGAAAAACAACAAAGCUGCACUUAUCCGAAGGGUGAAAAAUGUUGAUGCCAUUUUAGAUCACCUCUGUGAAAUCAUUGCAGACGAACUGUUAAGUGAAACCAGAGCAAUGACAACACCUCAGAGUAAAAUGAGGAGCAUCUUUGAGAUCAUAGAAACACGAGAUUUUUCGUCACAACUGAUAUUUUUCAACGCGCUUUAUGAAGCAGAAAAAGCUCUUAUAGAAGAAAUGAGAACAGACAAUAACUAAGGCAACAACAGAGCUACUAAACAGAAUAAUGUAGCAAUUUAUGUUCAUUUGUCAAAGAAUUGUUAUAUUGUCAUUGACAGAACCUGACAGUCUUUUAAUAUUUUGGGGUGUAAUGCUACUGCUUUACUGUGUAAUGUGAGAAUGAUUGCGAUGAUGGGUUUGUACGAUCACCUGUAAGUUACCUGUAAAUAAUUGUAUAAGUUAUCAGUAAUUGUUUCAGAUGAAAUAUCAAUAUAAAUAUAUUCUUUAAAUGAUAAAAGUUGAUAAAUCAUGUAUAUCGUGUCUGAAGUAAUGAUGUGUAAACUGCAGAGAAUGUGUUUUUAUAAGCAAUUUGGUUCAGAUAUUUUGCAUUGAUAUUUGUAAUUGAAACAAACACAACUGAUCUACCUGUUAUUUUGUGGGAAUUGCUGAUAAAUCAAUGUUUAAUUUAUAAAUGCAGAUGUUUGAUGACUGUCCCACUGUACUGAGGGUCCUCAAGGCAAUAACUUGUGUUAUGUGUUUUUUUUUUUUCAAAAUAUGGUUUACCUUUUUUUCGUAUUUUCUAACCUUUUUGUAUUGUUGUUAUAUAAACUGUAAGCCUGCGCAUGUUGUUUGAAUUUGUACUCAGUCUGUGGUGACAUGUUUUUGUAGUAUUGUUAGAAGGUUUGAAUUUGAUUAAAACAUCAACUCUAUUUCCAGUAUUAUUAUGUUCAAAAUAAUAAUAAAAAACUCAAUUUCCCGUGAGCCUCACGUACAACACCGCAAGUAG